AUGCCCCAGGCAGCGAAGAAGGAAAUCUCCUCCCAACGACAGCAGGACAAGGAGUCUAAACGCGCCAGAGGCGCCCUCUCAUGUGCAGAAUGCCGUCGACUGAAGCUCAAAUGUGAUAAAACUGUUCCAUGCUCAAGCUGUAAACGACGCGGAUGCUCCGCAAUUUGCCCCAAUGGGAGUCUUAUUACUGGACAGGGCACGCGAUUUGUACUUGCCGACACGGAAAAGCUUCACCACAAGAUCGCCACCAUGAGCGACCGAAUCAGGCAUCUGGAGGACGCGCUUGCCGUUCUGCAAAGCACAGUCACCCCAGAACCCCACCCUCUCCUUACGCGCGAACUUCUGAAGAUCAAGUCCAGCAUCGAACUGCAUGCAGCAAUUGAUGAUGUAGAUGCUGAUAUAUCGAAUCCUAUACCAGAAGGAGAACAACCCGAAAACGUAGAGGAUUAUAUCGAUGCAUUUGGGACAUUAGCAAUUCGGGAGGAUGGAGCAGCGACUUUCUACGGUAGAAGUGCUGGUCAUGAGAGUCUCUUGGCGGGGUGAAGUUCCGCAAGAUUCUCCCUCUCCUUCUCCCGCUAUGUCUACCAUGAUGGGCCCACAACGGCAUGACAGUCUUCCCCUCAGCCCAUCGUCUUCUCUGGCCGGCUUUGCCGCCUCUUUCCCCUUCUCCAGGUCAUCAAUGAGUCUUCCUGCGGGAAUUGACCUUGAUUUCUUGGCCGCAAGACUACCGCCUUUUACCGAAAUUCAUCGGUUAUGCGAACUGUACCUCACCCAAGCGCCGUGGUUUUUCGGGGCCGUUACGCGCUCCCAAUUGUCGGAUGAAAUCCUGCCUUUGUGGUUUCCCGAUGAUGCGCCACGACCGGCUUCCGCGCCGACUCUAGCGGGUGGUGGCGGACGGGGACUGAGCCCACCACCGGUGGGAACGGCGCAUGAUCUCGCAUUGCUCUACGUGAUACUCUGCUUUGGCGCGUUGGCAGACAGCAGUCUCCCUUUCCCGAGCGCUUCUAAUGAAGCUAUCUCGUCAAUGGACGACUUUCGCCCAGACUCACGCGGAGGGUAUGAUUCUGGGCACUACUACAAGCUAACGAAAGCUUCUUUAACCCUCGAGCCCGUGCUGGAAGGCCCCCCAAGCGUUGCGACCGUACAGACGUUGGCACUGAUGGCGAUCUACGAGGGACUCCGUGCCGGAGAGAAUAGCAUCGAAAGCACCUGGGCGAUCUUUGGGAUGUCCACUAAGUUAGCGCAAAGCGUAUGUUAGUCCUUGACGAAAACGAAGAUGCUGAUGCAUUGUCUUAGCUUGGCCUUCGUAAAUCCCUUCUUUGUCAGACUCCAUAGCGCAGUUCGUUGACUUAAUGUCUAGAUCGCGAUUGUGCUCGGUGGGGCCUCAAGCCGGCUGAGGUUCAGAAACGUCGCGCACUGUUUUGGGAGCUGUUUAUUACCGAUUGCUGGCAGGUAAGGAUGCUGAUCUUUCCGUUGGAACCCUUUAUCAUGAGACACACACUAGGCGCUCGCAACGGGCCGGCUUCCGACCUUCUCCCUUCCAUUUGUCGACUGCGAGCUACCGCAAGAUGUGGAUGAGACUAUUGCAGAUGACGGCAAGCCGCAGUCCUCAUGUGAGUUAUUGUUUCCAUCUGAAGCUUCCCGCCCUGCGGUUCCGCUUUGGAAGGCAUGCUAGCGAUAAGACUAAUAUAUGUUGCAUUAUCCAGUUCCUUUUUGGAAAGCGCGUUUCGGUGCCGAAUGCCUUUCCGCGGUCGUGCAAGGGACGCUGACUUCACGGGCUCCGAGGUACUCAAUCAUUCUCGAACUCGACCGGAAAGUCCGCGACAUGGAAUUCCCAAAAUAUGCCACGGGAUCUCCCCCAGAAGGUGCCGGGUUCACACCAACGAUGAGUCACUUCAUGCCCUUCAACUAUAGGCAAUGGGGUGCGUUUUUCUUUCGUCGAUAUUAGUAUCAUGCUGACCCACUUUCAGCCCUAUUGUACAUUCACCGCUGUUUCUUCGCUCAUGCGAUUCAAAACUACCCGAAUGACCCCAUCAAAAGCCCAUAUGCGCCCUCGUUUUUGGCCGGUUAUCGAAGUGCAUGCGAUCUUCUAAGUUCGCUGCAGCUACAAUUUACCGCUUUCCCCACCGAAAUCGCGCGUUAUUGGGUUCUCUGGACACAUGCAUUCUCUUCAUCGGUGAGUUGCCAUCGAGUCAAUGUCUCCACAACGGGCUAAAUGGAUCAUAAGAUAAUGCUGUCCUCGGUCGUUACACAUGCGACGCGUUCCAAAGUUGCGAAAGCAGCGUUACUUGAGCUGGGAAAGGCGUGCCAACUGUUUGAAGCAGCGGCCCAUAUUUGUCCUGGCUCCCGGGCCGGGAAAUUCUUGCCCAUUUUGCAGCGGGUGUCGAAGCGCGCCGCGUCGUUAUACGAGGAUGCGCUUAAUGGUGCUCCAGCACCCAUCCCAAAUAACAUAUUUGAGCCGUCAAAGGUAGAGCCCAACGACGAGCUAUCGAUAUUCAGUGGCAAGACACACACUGUCACAACAGUCAAGAAAAAGGCCCAUAACGCGCCGUCUCCGCCAUCCGCUCGGUCCACAUCUGAUUCUCCGACCCAACAGCCGCAGGUUGUCACAGACAACCCGUCGUUUGCAGGUGUCCACCCGAAUCUCGUCAAAGAGCUCAACGGCUUUGACGUGACCCUGAAUGCCCAGAUCCAAAAUGCCUAUCAGUCGAAUAGCUUGUAUACGGAACAAGUGCUGGGCCACGGGCAGCAGUAUCCGAUGCAAUCUUCUUAUCAACAACAACAAAUGCUACACGAACAAGAAGAGUAUCGACGACAACAACAACAAGAAAGCGAGAUGCAGUACCGUCAAGAUGCCUACAGUCGGCCCUCGACGCAUGCGGGUUAUGAGUCAUAUGCGCCUUCGCCCAUUUCACCGGCCCACUCCCAGAGCCAGACCCUGAUGCAUUCAACAUCCCAUCGGAGUCUCCGGCAGGUUUCCUAUCAACAACAACAGCAACAACAACAGGACAUCCCCAUGCCCCCCAGUCGCUCCCUCUCGCACUCUCAGUCCCAGCGCAGCCUCCGCGAAUCGUACAGCUCCUCCCGCCAAGAGGUGUUCGCCUACGACCCCGCGUCAUCUGUGCAGACUUCGCUGCCAAUGUCUGGUUACGUAAACGAGCCCCGCACUGCCUCUUAUCAAACCCAAGCGCAGCCAUCGGCGCAGUACUGGGCCCCCGCGUACCCGCAAGGUCAGCCAGAGCACCACUAUGAGCAACAUCGGGUCCCAGUCGACCAGAAUCAAUACUUGCGCCAAAUAAACCUGCAGGUUGAUCCGGCGUAUGAGCAUCACUACACCCCUGAUGGCGCGAUGCGGGGACUCGCGGCCGAAGACCCCAGACUCCAGGAACACUGGCAGGUGUACAUGUCCAAGGUUUGUCUUGCUCUCUUCCCUUUUUCCCCUACUCACGUCCGCCGAGGUCGGGUCUCCGCGUAUGAUUCAAGAUCCUUGA
Messenger RNA from Mycena indigotica, 3491 nucleotides. Its product is annotated as Fungal-trans domain-containing protein. Bases 1 to 543 code for a protein of 180 amino acids. Gene Ontology annotation, biological process: regulation of DNA-templated transcription. Gene Ontology annotation, molecular function: zinc ion binding; DNA-binding transcription factor activity, RNA polymerase II-specific. NCBI's taxonomy places the organism in Eukaryota, Fungi, Basidiomycota, Agaricomycetes, Agaricales, Mycenaceae. The transcript has 7 exons. The record is from RefSeq and is a predicted model, not a curated record.